AGAAAAUGGCAACAGUGGCUGUAAAUGUGCUAUUUUUACGUCGACAUAAUAGCAAUCUGGCUGAUAGUUUUAAUGUCGUUAGUUAGCUCGUAAAGAAUACUAAGAUACGUAUCAUUCAAACAGAUGUACAUAUUACUGGUCGUACGACUAACAGAUAUGUUUUAGGUCAGUACCUUGUGAAGGUGUCAUCAGCUGUCUCGUGAGUGACUCGCGUUCAAAGUAUUACAUACCGGGGGUAAUUACGCCUGUUGCUGUUCUGUCCGUGUCGCCGUAAUACUGUACGAUCAUGAAUUCAACGGCAUUUAUAAUGCCAGGGGAGAUAGUCCAUCUAAACGUUGGUGGGAGAAGAUUUUCAACUUCAAGACAGACCCUCACUUGGAUACCUGACUCAUUUUUUUCAAGUUUAAUGAGUGGUAGAAUAUCCUCUGUCAAGGAUGAGACUGGAGCAAUAUUUAUUGACAGAGACCCAACUUUGUUUGUUCCAAUACUCAACUAUCUAAGAACUAAAGAUCUUGAUUUAGAUGGUUUAAACAUACCAGCUCUAAGACAUGAAGCUGAGUUCUAUGGGAUGACUCCAUUAGUGAGGAAGCUAAUGUUCUGUGAAGACUUAGAGAGAUCAUCUUGUGGUAAUGUGUUAUUCCAUGCUUACCUGCCUGCUGCUGCAUUUCCACUAAGGAGUCGACACUGUACAGUGGGUGAAGCUGAACUAAGAACCCGUCCACAACAACCACCACUGCAGAGAGACAGGAUUGCAUCAGCCAGAGACUCUCAUACAAAUUGUACAGCUGAUGCUGUGUUUUCUAGAUCUGAUCUUGAUAUAUCGCUAGCAGAUACUAUGCUCGAUCCCAGAAAAGCCAUUCUCAUCACUGGCCAUCACAACUGGAUUGCAGUGGGAUAUCCCCAUUUCAUUUGCUGUUACCGAAUUAAAGAGUCCACUGGCUGGAAUCUUAUCUUUACCAGUCCAUACUUGGAACACACUGUUGAGAGGCUAGCUCUGAAUUCUAAAGUUACCAGCAUCAACCAAGGUGACAAUAGAGAAAAGAUGGUGGCAGUAUCUUAUGGGUCAACUGUGAGACUUUGGUGUUGCCAAGAUGAUGCACGCAGUGAAGUCGGUACAUUCAAUUUAGGAGUUCCAGUAGAUGCAUUGUUUUUUAUUGGUAGUCAGUUAGUAGCCACCAGUAAAACUGGUAAAGUUGGAGUAUGGCAUGCUAUGACACAGAAUUGGCAGAUUCAAGAAGUUCAGCCGGUGACAAGCUGUGAUGCUGCCGGUUCAGUUCUUUUGUUAGGUUGCAGCAAUGGUUCUAUUUACUACAUUGAUAUGCAGAAAUUUCCACUACGUAUGAAAGACAAUGAUUUAUUGGUUACCGAGUUAUAUCAUGAUCCGUCCAACGAUGCCAUCACUGCUCUGAGUGUCUACAUGACACCAAAGUCCAUGUGUUCAGAAUUCAAUCACACUCGUACAUGGAACGUGACACGAUUUCGUGGCAUGCUCUCAACACAGCCUGGCUCAGCUCCUGUUGCAUCAUUCAAAGUGUUAUCCUUGGAAGACGGUGAACCACAUCGGAGUUAUCAAGCUGGAAAUGAUAUUGUGUGUUCAGAAUUCAAUCACACUCGUACAUGGAACGUGACACGAUUUCGUGGCAUGCUCUCAACACAGCCUGGCUCAGCUCCUGUUGCAUCAUUCAAAGUGUUAUCCUUGGAAGACAGUGAACCACAUCGGAGUUAUCAAGCUGGAAAUGAUAUUGGACCACAUGGAGAAAGAGACGAUAUGCAAGUAUUCAUACAGAAAGUGGUACCAGAGACAGAUCAAGUUUUUGUUCGACUUUCUUCAACUGGAAACAGGGUCUGUACAAUACAAUCUGUAGAUGCAACGAAUAUUACAUGUUUUUGUGUGCAUGAGUGCGAAGGUUCUAAUAGAAUGGGAUCCAGACCAAGGCGUUAUUUAUUUACAGGUCAUUCCAAUGGAGCAAUACAGAUGUGGGAUUUGACGACAGCAUUGGAGCAGUACUCAAAAGAUAAAGAAGACCCAAUAGUGGGUGGUCCCACAGAGAAUGAAUUGAUUACGCUACUUGGUCAGUGUGAUCUGAGUACAUCUCGGUGCACUACACCAUCCAUGAGUCCGGCAUCAUCAUUACUUGCGCCACAAUUGUUGGCGCGAUUUCGUAAUUCUAUGACCAGCUCUGUUCACAUCAGCACUGAAGAUAUCCCUGCUGCCGGGGCUGAAGGAGGAGUGGCCGAACAUGGAGCAGCAGGCGGCUCACCAGAACCAAGAAUUACACAUUGCUGA
Messenger RNA from Saccoglossus kowalevskii, 2287 nucleotides. RefSeq names its product BTB/POZ domain-containing protein KCTD3-like. Gene Ontology annotation, molecular function: protein binding. Gene Ontology annotation, biological process: protein homooligomerization. Lineage: Eukaryota; Metazoa; Hemichordata; Enteropneusta; Harrimaniidae. The record is from RefSeq and is a predicted model, not a curated record.